Messenger RNA from Melanotaenia boesemani (Boeseman's rainbowfish), 10783 nucleotides. RefSeq names its product LPS responsive beige-like anchor protein (gene lrba). Gene Ontology annotation, molecular function: protein kinase binding. The coding region runs from base 741 to 9605 and encodes 2954 amino acids. Gene Ontology annotation, biological process: intracellular protein localization. Lineage: Eukaryota; Metazoa; Chordata; Actinopteri; Atheriniformes; Melanotaeniidae. The transcript has 56 exons. Gene Ontology annotation, cellular component: cytosol; membrane. The record is from RefSeq and is a predicted model, not a curated record.
CAGCGCAUGCGUCGUUCACUCAAGAGCUACACUGUCAUGGCGGUGACGAGCUGAAGCUACCGGGGUAGAUCAGGAAGCAAAUGCAGCCCAGCUUGGUCAACGCUGUCAUUUAACCAAAUCUGCGGAGUGUCUCGGGGAGCACUAAACGGAUCACCGUCCUUUGUCGGCUUCCACCGGAGCUGCCGACGGACUCUCAUACCCCCCCCCUCCAGUUUGUGAGUUUUUGGUUCUGCCGAGCGCGCUACCUGUCAAGUGUCUGCACUCAGUCACAAUAGCGACUUCCACUGCUGUACGGAGAUAUUAAAGUGACUAUAUCAGUGUUUGUCCGGGCAGAGGAGAAAACAGGUAAAGGGGGAAAGUCUGCUUAUUUCCUUGUUGCCAGCAGCACACCUCUUCACGGCUUUUAACCGAAUUAAUUCAUCCGCCUGGUGUCAAGUUACGGAGCAGAAGAGUAGUUCAUCGUAGAGAGAAGCGGGGACAUUUCCAGCCUCUCUGUGUCUGCCACCACCACAUUAUCUGGGCUUUAUUUAUUUUUUAGUUAGUACUUCCCGAGUCUCGGACGCAUAACUGUUUUGGAUUGGGGAGAACAACGUUGUGCUUAUGCGCCUGUAGACUGUCCACAACUCAGCUGAAGGGGAGAUAGAGUCCUCUUUCUCCUCCGACAUCGGCUGCUCUCUCACCAUUGGAGGUGAACAGGUGCCUUACCUGUGAACGCCACCUGUCCCGUCCUUCCCGUAGCAAUGGCUAGCGCGGACACAGCGGGCGCUGCACAGCCAGGCGAUGGAAAGGACGGUCGAUCAGGCGCCAUGGCGCUUAACCCCGGAGUGCCUAUCAGAGGGAUAAGGAUGAAAUUCGCUGUGCUUGGUGGCCUGGUGGAAGUUGGGGAAGUUUCCAACCGAGACAUUGUGGAGACUGUGUUCAACCUGCUGGUUGGAGGCCAGUUUGACCUGGAGAUGAACUUCAUCAUCCAGGAACCAGAAAGCAUCGUGUGCAUGGUUGAGCUGUUGGACAAAUGUGAGCCCAACUGUCAGGCUGAGAUCUGGAGCAUCUUCACAGCCAUCCUCAAGAAAAGUGUCCGUAACCUACAGGCAUGCACUGAAGUGGGGCUUAUCCAGCUGGUGCUUGAGCGUAUAUCCACGACUGACAGCAUGAUAGCAGACUUGCUGGUGGACAUGUUGGGUGUGCUUGCCAGCUACAGCAUCACAGUGAAAGAGCUGAAGCUUUUCUUCAGCAAGCUGCAAGGGGACAGAGGCCAGUGGCCACGUCAUGCAGUGAAGCUGUUGUCAGUGCUGAAGUACAUGGCUCAUAGAAAUGGUCCUGACUCCUUCUUCAGCUUCCCAGGAAAAAAUGCAGCUGCGAUAGCUCUGCCCCCCAUAGCCAAAUGGCCAUACCAGAAUGGAUUUACAUUCCACACAUGGCUUCGAAUGGAUCCUCUCAAUAACAUCAACGUAGACAAAGACAAGCCUUACUUGUUCUGUUUCCGCACCAGUAAAGGCCUGGGUUACUCCGCACACUUUGUGGGCGGCUGUUUGAUAGUGACCUCAUUAAAAACAAAGGGCAAAGGAUUCCAGCACUGUGUAAAGUAUGACUUCAAACCACAGAAGUGGUACAUGGUGACUCUUGUUCACGUCUACAAUCGCUGGAAAAACAGUGAAAUUAGCUGCUAUGUGAAUGGAGAACUGGCUUCCUUUGGAGAUAUUGCCUGGUUUGUCAACACUAGCGAUACAUUUGACAAGUGUUUCCUUGGAUCGUCGGAGACAGCAGAUGUGAAUCGUGUAUUCUGCGGACAGAUGGGGGCAGUUUACCUGUUUUCAGAAGCUCUCAGUGCUGCUCAAAUCUUGGCCAUCUAUCAGCUGGGUCCAGGCUACCAGGGCACAUUCAAGUACAAGGCUGAGAGCGACUUGUUGUUUGCAGAGCAUCAUAAGACCUUACUGUAUGAUGGCAAACUGUCCUCUAGUAUUGCCUUCACUUAUAACCCUCGCGCCACUGAUGCCCAGCUCUGCCUUGAGUCCUCUCCCAAGGACAAUGCCUCAAUUUUCAUCCAUUCACCUCAUGCACUCAUGCUGCAGGACGUGAAGGCAGUGGUGACUCACUCAGUCCAGAGUGGCAUACACUCCAUUGGCGGUGUGCAGGUCCUCUUCCCUCUGUUUGCACAGCUGGAUUAUUGCCAGCCAUCCAGCCAGGAGCUGGACACCUCUGUUUGCUGCACUUUGCUGUCCUUUGUGAUGGAGCUCUUGAAGAACUCAGUGGCUAUGCAAGAGCAGGUCUUGGCCUGCAAAGGCUUUCUCGUCAUUGGCUUCACUUUGGAGAAGUCCUCCAAAGUGCACGUUACACGGCCCGUUCUGGACAUCGUUCUGGCCUUUUCCAGAUACCUUAGCAACUUGCAGAAUGGCAUCUUACUGCUCAAGCAGCUGUGUGACCACAUUCUGUUCAAUCCUGCCAUCUGGAUCCAUGCCCCUGCAAAGGUGCAGCUGACACUCUACACCUACCUGGCAACAGAGUUCAUCAGCACAGUGACCAUCUACAAUGCCAUUCGCAGGGUUGGCACUGUGCUUCAGGUCAUGCAUACACUAAAAUACUACUACUGGGUGGUUAACCCUCAAGACCGCAGCGGAGUCAUUCCUAAAGGCCUUGAUGGUCCGAGACCAAGCCAGAAGGAGAUACUCUCUCUGCGAGCCUUUCUGCUGUUGUUUGUCAAGCAGCUCAUAAUGAAGGAUCAUGGAGUCAAGGAAGAUGAGCUGCAGAGUAUCCUCAACUACCUCCUGACCAUGCACGAGGAUGACAACCUCAUGGAUGUGCUGCAGUUGUUGGUUGCUCUGAUGUCUGAACAUCCUGGAUCAAUGGUCCAAGCCUUCGACCAGCGAAAUGGAAUCCGUGUUAUUUAUAAGCUUUUGGCUUCAAAAAGUGAAGGAAUAAGAGUCCAGGGGCUCAAGGUCAUGGGCUACUUUCUGAAAAGCUUAUCACCAAAGAGGAAAGCAGAGGUCAUGCUGAGUCACGGCCUGUUCUCACUGCUCACUGAGCGUCUGAUGCUGCACUCCAGCCAGUUCACCAUGACAACCUACAAUGUGCUCUUUGAGAUUCUUACAGAGCAGAUCUGCACUCAAGUGAUCCAUAAACAGCAUCCGGACCCCGACUCCACUGUGAAGAUUCUCAACCCACAGAUUCUGAAGGUAAUAGCUGCUCUCCUGAAGAACUCUCCCUCAUCUCCUGAGAGCAUGGAGGUGCGCAGGGUCUUUCUGUCAGACAUGAUCAAGCUGUUCAAUAACAGCCGAGAGAACCGCAGGAGCCUGCUGCAGUGCUCGGUGUGGCAGGAGUGGAUGCUCUCUCUUUGCUUCAUCAACCCGCGAAACAGCGAGGAGCAGAAAAUCACAGAGAUGGUGUACGCCAUCUUCCGCAUCCUGCUCUAUCACGCCAUCAAAUACGAGUGGGGUGGCUGGCGCGUCUGGGUGGACACCCUGUCCAUCACACACUCCAAGGUGACCUUUGAGCAGCACAAAGAGAAUCUGUCACGAAUGUUUCGUCAGUACCAGCAUCAAGAGUCUGCAGGCUCUCGGAGCUUAAUUCGCACAGUUUCUGGCGUCAGCCAAAGCUCUGAGACCAUGAAAAGUGUUAAUGGGCCACCUGCAGAAGAGACUGCGCCCUCCACUGUCAUUGAGCUCACAGUGGAUGAAGUAUCUCAGAAAUCCUUUGACUCAGCAUCUAGUUCCACCAUUACCUCCAGGCCACAGGAAGCCAGCGAGGACAGGGGACACACAUCCAUCACUGUGUCCAACAUUCUGGCCAGGGCUGAAGAAGAAGAGGAGAAGAUGGUGGAAGAGUCCCCUACAGAUGGCUCAAGUGUCGGAACAGAAACUGACAUUACUAUGACACAAAAAGCAAAUGCAGGGGAACAGAGUGAAGAGAUCGACAAGCAAGCAGUGGCUGAGACUUCGUGUGACCAAAGCAAUAAUGAUAUAGAAAAUGAACAUAGCAACCAGGCUGAAACUGCUGAUGCAAAAGCAGGCGAGGUAGUUGGGAGCUCUGCAACAUCUACUAGUGAUGAUUCACAACCCCCUGAUGACAAAUGUGAGAGUGAAGACAAUAAAGAAGAAAUGUCAAACUCUGCAACGGAAAACUCUUUAAAUGAAGGAGACACAGAUGCUCCAGUGGUUUCAAAACAAGGAGAUAAAACUGCCCAAAUGUCCCCUGAGCCUGCAGCUGUUCUGGAGAACAGUGCACUGGGUGGAGCUUCUGUCUUCAACGAAGACUUGGUAGAUGUAUCAUCUAUUAGUGACCACAUCCACCCUAGUGAUGCUGAUGAUAGUCAGGAGGAGUCCUCUUAUGUUUCUGCUGCUACUGGAGAGGAAAGUGAAGGAGACAGAAAUGAAGAAAAACAUGGAGACGAUGUAGGCAAAACAAAUGAUCAGAAAGAUCAGGAGCUUAAAAUGGAAGAAGAAGAAAAGGAGGAGAUUCAGGAGGCUAGAAUACAAGAAAACGAAGGUGAAUCUGUAGAGAAACAGGAGCCUUGUUUGGACAGGCAGACUCCUCCAGCUGAAACACCUGAGCAAUGUAUCACAGAACCACACAAAGAAAAUGUUAGUGAAGUACAGUCUUCCUCCAUAGCUGAAACUGCUACGACAGAUGAGCAGCCCCAUGUUGCCACACCAACCUCUACUGUCCAGGAGGUUUCAGCAGCUUCAGAGACUACAUCACUGAGCCAGCCUUCAGAGACCAGUAGCACCACUGCAGGGGAAACCCAGUCUGGUGUCCCUGACAGUAGCACCACCACCUCCAGCUCUGACACCCGCAAGAGCACAGACUCUAUCAGCAAGACCAAAGAGAUCAAAAUCGCCCGACUGGACGUGUCCAACGUGGCCUUAGACACUGAGAGACUUGAACUGAAAGAAACCUCUACAACAGAUACAAGCCAGGGUCAGACGGUCUCAGCAGGUGAAGCAGGAAGUUCAUCUGGCCAGCCGAGGGAGACUGGCACAUCAGCUCCCCGCUCCACCAUGUUCCGUAUCCCAGAAUUCCGCUGGUCCCACAUGCAUCAGCGCCUCCUCACUGACCUGCUCUUCUCUAUUGAGACAGAUGUCCAGAUGUGGAGGAGUCACUCCACGAAGACAGUUCUGGACUUUGUGAACAGCAAUGAGAACGUUGUGUUUGUGCACAACAGCAUACACCUCAUUUCCCAGGUGGUGGACAAUCUCAUUAUGGCUUGUGGAGGGAUUUUACCUUUACUCUCUGCUGCCACAUCUUCCACCCAUGAGCUUGAAAACAUUGAGCCAUCCCAAGGCUUGGCAGUUGAGGCAUCGGUUACCUUUUUGCAGCGCCUCAUCAACCUUGCAGAUGUUCUGAUCUUUGCUAGCUCACUCAACUUCACAGAGAUAGAAGCUGAGAAAAACAUGUCAUCAGGGGGCAUCCUGCGACAGUGCCUUCGCCUCGUGUGUGCUAUGGCAGUGAGAAACUGUCUGGAGUGUCAGCAAGCGCAGUUUAAACAUGGCACUGAAAGCUCAGUUCGCAGCUACACAGCCAUGCCCAGCACUGUGCUUGGAACAGCCAAGUCUGCAUCUGCACAGAGUCCUGUUGAUGCAGUGACAGGUGGCAUGUCUCCAAUCAGAGAUUUGGAUCGGCUCCUUCAAGACAUGGACAUUAACCGCCUCAGGGCUGUUGUCUUCAGAGAUAUUGAGGACAGUAAACAGGCUCAGUUUUUGGCUCUUGCUGUGGUGUAUUUCAUCUCAGUCCUCAUGGUGUCCAAGUAUCGUGACAUCCUGGAACCUCACAAUGACAAGAAACACCCUCAUCGCUCCCAGUCUACUAGGAGUACAGACAGUGGAGGAGCUUCAGGUGGAACAGAGGUGGAGAAUGGCUUCUCUCUCAGGAGGUAUGAUUCUGGUAUUGGCGAUGACCACACAUCGGCAGCGGCAAGUGAGGGAGAUCUGUCAUCUUCUGGCGCAGCUCAUGGUCCAGACGCCAUCUCAGAGGCCUUGUCUACACUGUCAUCUGAGGUCAGACCUGCUCUGUCUGCUGACUCAAAGGGCAAGAAUGUCAAAGACAUUCUGCGCAGCCUUGUGAGUGCUCCAGCUGAUGAUAUCAUGGUGGAUCCAAGUCUGCUGCCCCCAGCGUUUCUUGGACCUGUGGGGGACGUGGCCAGAGAAUCAUCUCUACAGUUCCGCUCUUUUGAUAGAAGUGUUGUCCUUGGACCCAAGAAAGCAGGCAUGACGCCAUCUCCAAGCACUUCCGGCUCUGUUCUGACAUCCACCGCUGCCUCCAUAUCUGCUGGGACAGCAGUUGACAGUGUAGCUGUGGUAUCUUCUGGUGACACUUCCCAGGGCACAAAUACAGACUCCACAGCUUCAGGCGGCCAGGCUCCAGCCAGCACUAGCCUGCCAUCUGUCCCCCCACUCUCCCCUGUGACCCAGAACACAGCCCCCAAUAUGAGCAUCUCAGAGCGCCUGGAGCACGCUCUCGAAAAGGCAGCUCCUCUACUGAGGGAGAUCUUUGUCGACUUUGCCCCCUUUCUCUCUCGCACCCUGCUUGGCAGUCAUGGACAAGAGCUGCUUAUUGAGGGCACCAGCUUGGUGUGUAUGAAGUCCAGCAGCUCAGUGGUGGAGCUCGUAAUGCUUCUGUGUUCUCAGGAAUGGCAGAACUCCAUCCAGAAGAAUGCGGGACUUGCCUUUAUUGAGUUAGUCAACGAAGGAAGGCUUCUCAGUCAUACCAUGAAGGACCACCUGGUUCGUGUGGCUAAUGAAGCUGAAUUUAUCCUGAGCCGACAGAGGGCUGAAGACAUACAUAAACAUGCAGAAUUUGAGUCCAAUUGUGCGCAGUAUGCAGCAGACAAGCGGGAUGAGGAGAAAAUGUGUGACCACUUGAUCCGAGCAGCCAAGUACCGUGACCACAUGACGGCCACUCAGCUCAUCCAGAAGAUAGUCAACAUCCUGACUGACAAACAUGGAGCCUGGGGGAACUCUUCCUUAAGCCGACCGAGGGAGUUCUGGCGCCUGGACUACUGGGAGGACGAUUUAAGGAGGCGACGCCGCUUCAUCAGGAACCCUUUCGGAUCCAGUCACUCAGAAGCUACGCUCAAAGUUGCAGCUGAACACGCAUCCGAGGAGGAUAUUCUAAAAGGCAAGCAGUCAAUCAGAAGUCAGGCUCUGGGAAAUCAAAACUCAGAGAGUGAGACUUCCCUUGACGGAGACGACGACACUCUGUCGUCCUUAGAGGACAAGGACCUGGAGAACUUUACAGGCCCUGUAAACCUGAGCACCAGCGCUCAGCUCGUGGCCCCAGCUGUGGUGGUGAAAGGCACCCUGUCCGUCACCGCCUCCGAACUCUACUUCGAGGUGGACGAGGAAGAGCCCAACUUCAAGGUCAUCGAUCCCAAGAUUUUGGCUUACACAGAAGGUCUUCAUGGAAAAUGGCUGUUCACAGAGAUUCGGGCCAUUUUUUCCAGACGCUACCUGCUGCAGAAUACUGCUCUGGAAGUGUUCAUGGCCAACAGAACAGCCGUCAUGUUCAACUUCCCAGACACAGCCACAGUAAAGAAAGUGGUUCACAGUCUUCCUCGGGUUGGGGUGGGCACCAAUCUUGGCCUUCCACAGACCAGACGCAUUUCUCUGGCCACACCCAAGCAGCUUUUUAAGGCAUCCAACAUGACUCAGCGCUGGCAACGUCGUGAAAUAUCCAACUUUGAGUACUUGAUGUUUCUUAACACCAUCUCUGGUCGCACCUUUAAUGACCUAAACCAGUACCCAGUCUUCCCAUGGGUCAUCACCAACUAUGAUUCAGAGGAACUUGAUCUCACUUUGCCAAGCAACUUCAGAGAUCUGUCCAAGCCCAUCGGUGCACUAAACCCCAAGAGGGCAGCAUUCUUCUCAGAACGAUACGACUCCUGGGAGGAUGAUCAGGUGCCCAAGUUCCACUAUGGCACACACUACUCCACAUCCAGCUUUACCUUGAUGUGGCUACUACGUAUCGAGCCCUUCACCACAUUCUUCCUCAACUUCCAAGGGGGGAAAUUUGACCAUGCCGACCGCACCUUCUCCUCUGUAUCCAGAGCCUGGAGGAACUGUCAGAGAGACACAUCUGAUGUUAAGGAGCUAAUUCCAGAGUUCUACUAUCUGCCUGAGAUGUUUGUCAACGCCAACAGUUACAACCUGGGAGUGAUGGAAGAUGGCACUGUGGUCUCUGAUGUGGAUCUUCCACCUUGGGCCAAAAACCCAGAGGAGUUUGUGCGCAUUAAUCGGCUGGCUCUGGAGAGCGAGUUUGUGUCUUGCCAGCUUCACCAAUGGAUUGACUUGAUUUUCGGCUACAAGCAGCAGGGACCUGAAGCUGCCAGAGCCCUCAACAUAUUCUAUUAUCUGACUUAUGAAGGUGCAGUCAACCUCAGCUCCAUCAACGACCCCAUGCUCAGAGAGGCUGUGGAGUCUCAAAUCAGGAGUUUUGGACAGACUCCCUGUCAGCUACUCAUAGAGCCGCAUCCACCCCGAAGCUCAGCAAUGCAAGUGUAUCUUCUCCUGCAGACCCCAAUGAUGUUUACGGAGCAGAUGCAGCAAGAUGUGAUCAUGGUGCUGAAGUUUCCAUCCAAUUCUCCUGUAACACAUGUUGCAGCCAACACUCAGCCAGGUCUAACAUCCCCCUCCAUCAUCACCGUCACCGCCAACCGCCUCUAUGCUGUCAAUAAAUGGCAUGGCUUGACAGGUCAUCAGAGCUCAGCGGAGCAGCAGUACCAACUUCCUGUGGAAAUUGACCCUCUGAUAGCCAGUAACAUGGGCACUCAUCGUCGUCAGAUCUCAGACCUGCUGGAUCAGAGCAUUCAGAUCAGUUCCCAGUGUUUCGUCAUCACAGCCGACAACCGCUUCAUCCUUCUGUGUGGCUUCUGGGACAAGAGCUUCCGGGUCUACUCCACUGACUCAGGCAAACUGACACAGAUAGUGUUCGGGCACCGGGAUGUGGUGACGUGCCUCACCCGCUCUGAGUCAUACAUCGGAGGAGACUGCUAUGUCCUGUCAGGCUCCAGAGAUGCCACAUUACUGCUGUGGUACUGGAAUGGAAAGCACAGCAGCAUUGGAGAAAGCCCCGGCACAGCGUUUACCACUCCAAGGGCCAUCCUAACGGGCCAUGACUGUGAGGUGACUUGUGCAAGCGUUUGUGCUGAAUUGGGCCUUGUCAUCAGUGGCUGCAAAGAGGGUCCUUGUCUCAUCCAUUCCAUGAAUGGGGACCUGCUGUGGACCCUGGAGGGCCCAGAGCACUGCCAGCGCCCACGACUGAUCCACUCCUCCACUGAGGGCCACUGCAUGAUUUAUUAUGACAAGGGACAGUUUUGUCUCUUUAGUGUCAAUGGCAAACUGCUUAGACACAUGGAAGUGGAAGACAACAUCAAGGCCAUGCUUCUCAGUCGAGAUGGUCAGUAUCUGCUGAUAGGUGGGGAUGGAGGUGUAGUUUCUGUCUGGCAGGUUCACGACCUCAAACAGCUGUUCACCUACCCUGGCUGUGAUGCAGGAAUCCGCUCUAUGGCCAUGUCCCAUGACCAAAGGUGCAUCAUUACCGGCAUGGCAUCUGGCAGCAUCGUGCUCUUCUACAAUGAUUUCAACAGGUGGCACCACGAGUACCAGACCAGGUACUAAGGGGAAAACAAAAAAACUACAAGUUGACUGACAAAGAAAAGAAAAAUAAAUGAUAUGGCAAGUGUGAACUCUUCUUAAAGGCACCUGUCUGCCCUCCGUCUGAUAUCCUGAAUGUAUCUCAAUAGAGGAAGAAAAACUGUCCUGUUAUAGUAAACUAAUGAAAACUAUUUUUAAAAGGGCAUUGGUAUAUUUUGUAGAUCAGAUAGAAAAUUUUCAUAUAAAUCUUAAGGUGGGGCGGGGGGUUAUGUUACUGUAUGGUUAAAAAAAAAAAAAAAAUCUAUUUUUAGCUGUAAGAGUCUAUUUUCAUCUCCUCCAGAAAAUGAAAGUGGGAUUUUUGGGGGAGUUAGGGACUUAAAAAUCCAAAUAUUUGUGUACUUUGGGGUGUGUGAAUUUUUUUUUUCCUCUCAUUAGGUGUGUAUUUAGGGAAAUAAUUACUUAAACAUGCUUUUUCUUGUUUUGGCAACACAGCAGGUAGAUAUGAAGACUCUAAAUAAAUAUAUUAGAUGAGUAAAGAGGGAAAAUGCAUUUAUCUAAAUAUCCAUAUAUGUAAUGUUUAAAUGUAGUCCUCCUUACUAAAGAUGUCUACUCCCCCUACUCCCUUGUGCUUGCUCCGAGAUUAUGUUGUGCAUGAUUCGUAUUCUACAUAUCUGGUUACAUAUCUUCAAGCAUCAAAAACAGAAAACAUCCUGAUGAUAAAAAUCUGCUUUAGUUAGUCAACUUUUACUUUUCUUUUCUAAAUGAUUGAAUAAGCAGAGAAUGUUUUCUAAAACCUUGAAAAAUGUCUGAACAGAGUAAAGAAUUGAGACCAUGAUUUGACCCAUAUCUUACCUUCAGUGUCCAAACUUGUCUCAAAGUCUUCUAGUAAUUGACUCUCCAAAGCAGCUAAGGGCAGUGGGAGAUGAGCAAUGAAAGGAAGGACUUAAACACAUCUGCUUGUUUCUCUCUUCAUCACAGAUGUCUGAAGUAUAGCGCUCCAAAAAUAAUGAGACAUCUUCCUUUGGUUCUCUAUUUUGAAAGCAUCUUCUUGAAUUUUUUGGUUUUCGGGAAAAGUUCCUCACUUUAAAGUUUGUGCUUUGGUGUAGUUUUAAUAUCCAGUUAUACAAGAUUUUUUUUUUCCCCUCAAUCAUUUGAGUGUUUUGUUUGCUGAGUUAUGACAAUAAAAAUUAAUUUUAUAACUA